AUGAAUGCUGCGAAAAAUAUCAAAGAUGAAUGUAGCUGCAAUGAAUGCCACGAAAAGAAUAUUAUCGACAAGAUGUUUUACUGUAGCGCAUGUAGCUUUGAAGUUUGUGGGGCUUGUGCUUACGUGAAACAUCAUUUGCACGGAGCCACUCCGUUAUUGAAGAAAAAGGCUAACCAAAUGUUAACGGGACUUCAGCAAAAGUCAAGAAAUGUCAUCAAGACGUGCAAGUAUGUGGUUCCUGAAUUGCACAAGGGACUUUUUGAGAGCAUUGACAUUUUUGAAACGAAAUUGCUUUCGAAAGAGGAAACUCUCAAGGACGCAUCAACUUUUGCCGAUUUACGGGAGAAACAUGAAUCAUUCACAAAGAUCAAGUCCAAAUUUGAGUCAUCUGCUGAGAAUUACUUGCCUCAUUUGCGCAAAUUCGACAAAGAAGUUAAGGAAUUGAUUCAAACUCUCGACGAGACUCCUGAUAUCAAGAAAUCCAAA
Mesorhabditis belari is the source of this 486-nucleotide messenger RNA. NCBI's taxonomy places the organism in Eukaryota, Metazoa, Nematoda, Chromadorea, Rhabditida, Rhabditidae. The record is from the annotation of a GenBank genome assembly.